AUGAAAAUGCUGUGCCAACCAGUGGGCGCUUUUAAGGGCCAAACAAUGAAAACACAUCUUUGAUAUUAACAAUUAGGCCAAUGAUGUUUAAACAGUGCGUUAAAAGCAUGCUUAUGCGUUUGGCACGAUCAUUUUCGCUGUCGCUCGCCGGUAGCUUCGCGUUCUCCGGGUAAAUGUUGUUCACCGGCCUUCCGCGUUUUCCUGCGGCUCUGCGCAGUGACGUGUCGCGCUGUGGCGGAGCAGCGCGUCUGUAGCGCGUCUGUCUGCGGAGCUCCGCCCUCCCUGCGCACUCCGCGGCCCGCCCAGCGCCCGCUAACUCCCGCUCCAGCCCUGCCCGAGUCUGGGGGAAUCCGACGGCCUGCCUGCCUGCCUGGGGAAAAUCUGGAGGCCGCCCCGCGCUUCGAUCUACGUUCUUGUGCUAUAAAGGCUCCAUUCUGUGUUUACUUUUUAUGAAGUUGUGCCGUGGCCAAUGAAGAAUAAAGACGAUGGAUGAGGAGGUGACCAGGCUUGCUCUCCGUUCCCAAGAGCCAAAGAUUAUACUGCAUGGCUCAGAUGAGGGAGGUGCAGGGGAGGAGGAGUAUGUGGUGGAGCUGCAGGAGACGGUGCUGGUGUCAGAGGUGGAGGGAGAGGCCGUGUCUGUCCAGGGCUUCUCCUCCGACGAGCUCGUCAUCCAGGACGCAGUGGAGGACGUGGUCGCCGAGUACGUGCACUGCGACGACGACGAGGGCGUUGCCAUGGAGACCUGCGUGAUGUCACUGGAGGGUGAGGAGGAAGAGGAGGACAGCGUUGCCAUGGCAGAGAUGACGGAGGGGAGGGACCCUGAGCACGACUCGGACGGCUGCGGAGAUUACCUCAUGAUCUCCUUGGACGAGGCGGGUAAGAUGGUGUCUGGAGACGGAGAGGAGGUGACGGUCGAGGGGGCGAUAGAUGAUCAGGAGGUGGAGAAGGAUGAGGACGGACAGGAAGUCAUUAAAGUUUACAUCUUUAAAGCAGACUCUGGAGAAGAUGACCUUGGAGAGGCGGUGGAUCUCGGUGAGAACGAGGCGGUGGUUCUGGCUGAGCCUGUGGUCCGGCCGCUGAGAGAGAAGAUGGUCUACAUGUCUGUGGGAGACGCUCAUCACACACAGACUGAUGGCGGGUCUAAGCUCUCGGAUGAGGUGUACAUGGAGGUGGUGGUUGGAGGAGAGGAGCCGGUUCCUCACGACAGACCGUAUGAUAGCACUGCCCUCAGCAAGGACUUCAUGCCUGUCGCGUGGGCCGCUGCAUACGGUGCUGAUGAGGGCUGUGAGAACCGGAACGGAGCAGCGAGUGCAUUACUGCACAUUGACGAGUCGGAUGCACUGGACAAACUCAACCGGCAACACGGCAAGAACAAGAGACGAGCUGAACCCCGACAGGUCCAAACAGCGAUCAUCAUUGGUCCGUAUGGACAGCCUCUGACCGUCUACCCCUGCAUGCUGUGCGGCAAGAAAUUCAAAUCCCGCGGCUUCCUCAAGCGCCACACUCGCAACCACCACCAGGACGUGUUGAGUCGCAAAAAGUACCAGUGCACGGACUGCGACUUCACCACCAACAAAAAAGCCAGUCUGCACAACCACAUGGAGGUGCAUGCACUCAGCAACAAAGCUCCGUUCGAAUGCGAGACCUGCGGUAAGGAGUUCCACCAGCAGGCGGCGCUGUUCUCGCACCGUCUCCAGCACCACCACCAGGAGCAGAAAUCGCCCACGGCCAUCGCGUCGCCGCUUCCUCCCACCGCCGCGAACAAGACUCACAAAUGCAAGUUUUGCGAUUAUGAGACUGCCGAGCAAGGGCUGCUCAAUCGCCACCUGCUGGCGGUGCACAGUAAGAGCUUCCCGCACAUUUGCGUGGAAUGCGGCAAGGGUUUCCGCCAUCCGUCGGAGCUAAAGAAACACAUGCGCACGCACACCGGCGAGAAGCCGUACUCGUGCAUGUACUGCGAUUACAAAUCGGCCGACUCGUCCAAUCUGAAGACGCACAUGAAGACGAAGCACAGCCGCGAACUGCCGUUUUGCUGCGAGCGCUGCGGCCAGACCUUCGGCGAGGAAGACGAGCUGACACAGCACGCAGCCACACACGAGGACGCUCGGGGACACCAGUGCAGCCACUGCGACCAUCGCAGCUCGAACUCCAGCGACCUUAAGCGGCACGUCAUUUCCGUGCACACUAAAGACUACCCGCAUAAAUGCGCUGUCUGCGAGAAAGGCUUCCACCGGCCGUCCGAGCUUAAGAAACACUCGGCAUCGCAUAAGGCCAAGAAACUGCACCAGUGCCGCCACUGCAACUUCAAGAUCGCAGACCCGUUCGUUCUCAGCCGCCAUAUCUUGUCCGUUCACACUAAGGAACAGCAGCAGCAGCCGGCGCAGUCACCGACUCCGCCCACGCAGGCAUCACCGCCGCAAGCCCCGCCCACAGAAAAGCCCGCCCCCAAGAGGACUAUAGGUGCGGCGCAGUUAGCAGCGCCCGCUGUAAAGAAAUCCAGUGGCGCGAAGGGUCCGCGAGAACGGAGGGUGUAUCAGUGUCAGUAUUGCGACUACAGCACGGGAGAUGCGUCUGGCUUCAAAAGACACGUUAUUUCCAUCCAUACUAAGGACUAUCCGCAUCGCUGUCAGUACUGUUCGAAGGGCUUCCGGAGACCUUCGGAGAAAAACCAGCACAUUAUGAGGCACCAUAAAGACAUGGUGCCGGCAGAAUGAGCUCCUCCUCUUUCUCCGCUCACUUCCGUAAACACACUAAACAGCCAGUGACUGGAAAUCACCAUCCCUCAUGUUUUAACAACCUCUGUAUUGGGCUUCUUACCAAGACCCCUCAUGCAUAGCAGUGUGUGUGUUGUGUUUGUGUGCGAGAGAAUAGGGUUUAGUGACAUAGGCUGGAAGUGCUUUCACGUUGUUUAUGAUCACAUGGUCUCCAGUCUUAAAGGAACCGUUCAGCCAAAAACAAAAAUUCUGUCGUCAUUUAUUCACCCUCGUGUCCUUUUCAAACCUGUAGGCAUUUCUUUGUUUGCAUCCAAAUCGAUUUGGUUCCCAUUGACUUCUAUUCUACUAGAACACAAAUGAAGAUAUUUUGAAUAGUGUUGGUAACCGAACAGUUUCAGUUCCCAUUGACUUCCAAUGGAAAUAACUAAACUGUUAUUCCCAUUGACGUCCAUUGUAACACAAAAAUAGAUAUUUUGAAGAAUUUGGGAAGUUAAUA
Molecule: messenger RNA, 3210 nt
Organism: Sinocyclocheilus grahami
Lineage: Eukaryota; Metazoa; Chordata; Actinopteri; Cypriniformes; Cyprinidae
Product: zinc finger Y-chromosomal protein 1-like
Exons: 9
Coding region: 486-2714 (742 amino acids)
Biological process (GO): regulation of transcription by RNA polymerase II
Cellular component (GO): nucleus
Molecular function (GO): RNA polymerase II cis-regulatory region sequence-specific DNA binding; DNA-binding transcription activator activity, RNA polymerase II-specific; metal ion binding
Source: RefSeq, a predicted model, not a curated record